Messenger RNA from Panicum hallii, 943 nucleotides. RefSeq names its product protein FD-like. The transcript is spliced from 2 exons. Gene Ontology annotation, biological process: positive regulation of DNA-templated transcription. Lineage: Eukaryota; Viridiplantae; Streptophyta; Magnoliopsida; Poales; Poaceae. The record is from RefSeq and is a predicted model, not a curated record. Gene Ontology annotation, cellular component: nucleus. The coding region runs from base 88 to 534 and encodes 148 amino acids. Gene Ontology annotation, molecular function: DNA-binding transcription factor activity.
UAACAUCAUCAGGCUGCUCAAAAAAAUCGAAUGGCUUUAGCUUUCGAGACAAGAGAAACCGAGCACCUCAGGCCACGGUGACUGAGCAUGGAGCCGCAGCGAGGAGGGGAGCAGCUCGCGUGGGGGGCGACGGGCGCCGCCUCGCCCUGCCUCUGCCCCGCCGCCGUGGCAUCGUCAGCCGCGGGCGCACCCGCAGGUAACGUGUUCCCCCGCCAGGCGCUGGAGCAGGAGAUGCUGCGCCGCGCCGAGCUGCAGCUGCAGGGCGGCGGCGGGGGCGACCGGCGGAGGGAGCGGAAGAUGAAGAACCGCGAGUCGGCGGCGCGGUCCCGCGCGCGCAGGCUGGCGUACGUGAACGAGCUGGAGAAGGAGGUGAGCCUUCUCCGCGCCGAGAAAGAGGAGCUCAGGAGGCUCUGCGAGGAGGUCGGUAGCGGCAUGCUUCUGCCGCAUUGCUUUCAGCUGAAGGAGGCGGCGGAGGCGCCGGCGAAGAGGGGCCCCCAUCAGCGGCUGCAGAGGACGUCCUCCGCGCCGUUCUAGCCCCCGCAUCGAUCUACCAGCCGGGCAGAGAAGGCUUUUUUGGUGCAGUGUGAAUCUGACGGUCCUGUUCUUUUGUUCGUCGAUGAGCAAGAGAUUCAUCGAGUGUUGGUAGUAGUCAGUGCGCUGCAGCAGCAGCCAGCUAGUUCGGAGUGGCCGGCGAGCUGCUCGCUCUUUGUUGCGUCGCCGGUGCGUUCCCCUGCGGCGGAGAUGGGCAGGGCACAGUGCAGGGAUGAUCUGUGCCUGCCUGCCUGCCUGCCUGGACAGAAAUGGUAAAUGCCGGUUCCUACAACACACCACGUUUCCGACGAUUGAUGUGAUGGUAGGGUUAGGCCACCCGGCCGGCGCACUGGGCCACUGUGGAAUGAAAAAAAAGAUGAAAUGAUGCUGCCCCUUGUGCCUGCUUGUCUCC